GAGCCAUAGAGACCCGAUGUCUCAGCUGUUGACCGCCGACUCUCAAAGCCAACUGCGCAUAACAAAGGCGAACCUUGUGCGAGAAAGUUGUCAGUGUCGUGGGACGCGGAUCGCGAUUUGAUAGCGAAUUGGCAUUAAGUGCUUCCAUUGGCGAAAUCGGUUCAACGCGAGUGCCAUGCCAAAUCCCAGCAAGCCCAACGGCGCUAAUCAGUCGACAAACAUUUUGAAUACCUGAAAACCCGAUCCCGACACCUGGAGAACAGCCCCCCAGACCACACCACACGGCAGAGAAUCCAGCACAGAUCCAGCUGUCGAUCGAGUUCCAGGGAGAAUGCUCUUCUCCGCGGUGGUGUUGUGCCAGGUGGAGCGGCUGAUGUGCCUGCCCAUCAGCUUCGCGGUGCUGGGCUUCCUCUUCAUGGCCUGCACCAUGGAGGUGGUGCUGCUCAAGCUGACCACCACGGAUCCGGUGCUCGGACCGCCCGCCGAGGAUUGGGAGGAGAACGGGGGCCCGGAUGGCGAGGAGCAGAUCUACUACGAGAAUCUGGAGAACAACUACGAGUACUGGGCGCGCAGGAGGAUGCGAUUCCAUCGACAGCAGCAACAACAGCAGCAGCAGCAGCAGCAGCAUCUGCCCACUUAGAAGACUUAGGCUAGAAUACAUGUGUAUAUUUUGAAUUAGAUCGGUUUUAAGCGGCUAUACUGACUGAGCAUCUCUCCUACACCUUGUGCUUUCAAUCGCUUUCGUCGGCCUGUGCAGGUUUUUUGAAUGUUUUCGAUGGCCGUGUACGGUUGGCUUUUUCCUUAAAUUAUAUUUGUUUGUUUGUAAGCGAAAUUGCGAAUUUUGCCAUUUGAAUAAGUUGAGCAGCGAUCCGCUGGGCGAUUUCUCAUUUCGAGCACGUACAAGACACCCAGGAAUUCCCUUCUUCUCUCUUGUGUAAGAACUGUAAGUGACUGACAUAAUCCGAAUGCAUAUCGAGGCAGCCGCCAGACGCACUGCCUCUUAGAUUGUAAGAUGUGUGUGAUAGAUGUACAUGUAUACUUUAAGCCAGGCCAUUUCGCCUAAGUUGAUUAAACUCGGUUCGAAGCCCCA
This is a messenger RNA of Drosophila simulans, 1090 nucleotides long. RefSeq lists its product as uncharacterized. Lineage: Eukaryota; Metazoa; Arthropoda; Insecta; Diptera; Drosophilidae. The record is from RefSeq and is a predicted model, not a curated record. The transcript has a single exon. Bases 332 to 640 code for a protein of 102 amino acids.